AUGGCAACACUAUCCCCAGCACCGGCAUCAGCACCGGUUCCAACACCCUCCGAAAAACCUAAACAGAGACCUAGUGCCCUUCGUAGCAUCAUUGCGGGAAGUACAGCCGGCGCGGUCGAAAUCGCAAUUACAUAUCCGUUUGAAUUUGCAAAGACGCGGACGCAGUUAAAUAGACGAUUGCCGGAGAGUGGAAAACUUCCUUGGCCGAAGUUUGGGAGUGCUUGGUAUGCGGGGUGUACGACGUUGAUUAUUGGGAAUUCGUUGAAGGCGGGGAUUAGAUUCGUCGCAUUCGAUCAAUAUAAAGCACUACUCCAAGACGCCGAUGGAAAGAUUUCAGGACCCCGAACUGUAAUUGCCGGGUUUGGAGCUGGUGUUACAGAAAGUUUACUAGCAGUCACACCAUUCGAAAGUAUUAAGACAACUUUAAUCGACGAUCGCAAAAGCGCCAAACCGCGCAUGAAGGGAUUCCUCCACGCUGUCCCCAUCAUCGCACGCGAAAGAGGUAUACGAGGAUUCUUCCAAGGUUUCGUCCCAACCACGGCUCGUCAAUCCGCCAAUUCAGCCGUUCGAUUCGGAUCCUACACCUCUUUGCGUCAACUCGCACAAUCGUAUACCGCGCCCGGAGAAAAAUUAGGUGCAUUAUCUACUUUUGGGAUUGGCGGCUUAGCAGGUAUCAUCACGGUAUAUGUAACACAACCACUCGAUACCGUCAAAACACGCAUGCAGAGUAUAGAAGCGAGAAGCCUGUACAAGAAUAGUUUCCAUUGCGCAAGCUUGAUAGCGAAGAAUGAGGGACUAUUUACAUUCUGGAGUGGAGCUUUGCCAAGAUUAGGAAGAUUGUUAGAUAGCUAUCUAUCUGCACUUUUCCUCGCUCUUGCUCUUGCUCUUGCUCUUGCUCUUGCUCUUGCUCUUGCUCUUGCUCUUGCUCUUGCUCUUGCUCUUGCUCUUGCUCUUGCUCUUGCUCUUGCUCUUGCUCUUGCUCUUGCUCUUGCUCUUGCUCUUGCUCUUGCUCUUGCUCUUGCUCUUUGUCCUUUGUAUUUGUCCUUGGGCUGGGCUUAUGAUAGAAGAGGAGAGAGGAGAGAGUGA
Molecule: messenger RNA, 1086 nt
Organism: Sclerotinia sclerotiorum 1980 UF-70
Lineage: Eukaryota; Fungi; Ascomycota; Leotiomycetes; Helotiales; Sclerotiniaceae
Exons: 4
Coding region: 1-1086 (361 amino acids)
Biological process (GO): mitochondrial citrate transmembrane transport
Source: RefSeq, a predicted model, not a curated record